This is a messenger RNA of Dioscorea cayenensis subsp. rotundata (Guinea yam), 2279 nucleotides long. RefSeq names its product pentatricopeptide repeat-containing protein At1g08070, chloroplastic-like. Gene Ontology annotation, molecular function: RNA binding; protein binding. NCBI's taxonomy places the organism in Eukaryota, Viridiplantae, Streptophyta, Magnoliopsida, Dioscoreales, Dioscoreaceae. Bases 51 to 1781 code for a protein of 576 amino acids. The transcript has a single exon. The record is from RefSeq and is a predicted model, not a curated record. Gene Ontology annotation, biological process: RNA modification.
ACGCCCAUUCCCGCCACCAAGCGAGAGAGAGAGAGAGAGAGAAGCCAUUGAUGCAGCUGCAUCUCCCCAAGAUCGAGCUUCAAUGGCUGCCUCUCUGCCGUCGUAUCUCAAUCGUCCAUCACCUCGACCAGUUCAUGUCCCUUGCCAUUGUCUCUGCGCUCUUCCGUAGCCGCGGGCACCUCCCUUUCCUCAACUCCGUUCUCCAUUCCUUUGCUCUUGGCCCUUUCCCUAAUCUCGCAAUUUCUUUCUAUGAUUCCAUCCGCAUCCAUGGUGUUGUUCCGGAUAACUACACUUUCACCUCGACCCUGAAGGCUGCCGCCCGUCUCUUCAUCCCUCAGAGAGGCAGGGAAAUCCACUCUUUGAGUUUCAAAUUGGGGUUGGAAUCUGAUACCUUUGUCUUGAAUUCUCUCAUUCAUAUGUAUUCGGUUUGUGGGUUGCUUGGGCAUGCCAGGAAAGCCUUCGAUUUGGCCCCGGAUUUUGCGCGUGAUUUGGUUUCUUGGAAUAGUAUGAUCUCCGGUUAUUCGCAGAGCAAUCAUUGUGAUGAAGCUUUGCAAGUUUUCUGCGAAAUGGUGAGGAGGUCGAUUAGGUUUGACGCGAUGACUCCAGUGGGGGCAUUGAGUGCUUGUGGGAGGAGAGUUGAUCUUGAUACAGGUCAAAAGAUUCAUGCUUUAGUGGUUGUUAAUGGAUUUCAUCUGGAUUUCUAUCUCGGUUCUUCGUUGGUGAGUAUGUAUGCAAGGUGUGGGGCUGUUGAUCUUGCGCGGCAAUUGUUUGAUGGAAUGCCCCAGAGAAAUGUUGUUUGUUGGACUUCCAUGAUUUCUGGGUACGCGCAUUCAGGCCUAUUUGUAGAAUCAAUUGAACUAUUUAGACAGAUGCAAAUGGAGGGAGUGAAAGCCGACAGUGCAACAAUAGCAUCUGUUGUUUCCUCUUGUGCGCAAACUGGUGCUCUCGACCAGGGAAGGUAUCUUCAUGCUUACUGUGACACUAAUGGCUUGGGAAUGAUUUUAAAUGUGAAGAAUGCUCUGAUUGAUAUGUAUUCUAAGUGCGGGGAUAUCAAUAGAGCUCUUCAGAUAUUUAAAGGGUUGGUCCAAAAGGAUGUUUUCUCUUGGACAGUGAUGAUAUCCGGGCUUGCUAUGAAUGGAUACUCUGAGGAAGCAUUGGAUUUGUUUUCACAAAUGGAGGCUCAGGCGGAGGUUAAGGCAAAUGAGGUAACGUUUUUGGGUGUCUUGUCUGCGUGCAGCCAUGGGGGAAUGGUUGAGAAAGGAUACUACUACUUCAAUUGUAUGACUAAGGUCUAUGGUCUGAUUCCUAAAAUUGAACAUUAUGGUUGUAUGGUUGAUCUUUUAGGACGUGCUAAACUUGUGGUUCAGGCAGAGCAUCUUAUCAGAGAUAUGCCAAUAGAACCUGAUGCUGUAAUUUGGAGGUCAUUGCUUUUUGCUUGUAGAUCAAAUGGGAAUGUAAAAUUAGCCGAGUUUGCAACAGGUCGAAUUAUGAAGUUGGAACCUAGGAGGUGUGGCUCUCAUGUCUUGCUUUCUAAUGUUUAUGCCUCUACAUCAAGGUGGACCGAUGUAAAUCGAGUAAGGAAGGUUAUGCACGAUAAUAGCAUUCGGAAGCAACCCGGAUGUUCUUUCAUAGAAGUAAAUGGAGUUGUCCAUGAAUUUUUGGUUUCCGAUUCAUCACAUCCCCAGAUAGGAGUUGUACAUUGGAUUCUAUCAGGGUUAAACAGACUCCUAUUAUCAGAAACAUGUCUUGCAGAGGAGUUGAAGUUAUUUGCUGUCAUAUGAUACCAUCUGCUUUUUGGCAUGGUUUUCAUCCUCGUGUAGCCUCUCCAUAGUCAACUCUUCUCUGGCAUUGGUAUGUUCUGGUUUUAUCCAUAUCCACUGACUAAUUAUUUCCACAUGAACAUUGUCAGAUUAUUUUUCUCCUUUUCAGUGACCAUUGCUUCAACUUCAUUUCACAUCAUGUCUCUUCUUUAGUUUCAACAAUAUGGUUGUUGAUGGUCUUAUACUGGUCUGAGAUAAAUAAAGGAUUAGAGUCCUGAAAUGUACCAUAAUUUGAUCUUCUUUUUUUGAAAAAUUAAUCUUAAUUUGAUCUUCUCUGUGGAUUACUCAAAGCUAUCAAGUUGAUGGAUCUACAAAUGAGCAUAAUAACAAAGUAAUUGUGCUUGUUCUUAGUGCCUUGCCGUGUUUUUUAUACUUAACUUCCGUGAACUUGACAUGAAAUUUACCGCUUUUAUUCAUAUUCACAACAUCUUUUGUUUCUGUUUACCACUUGCCCUGUUG